Nicotiana tabacum (common tobacco) is the source of this 923-nucleotide messenger RNA. RefSeq names its product germin-like protein subfamily 1 member 17. Lineage: Eukaryota; Viridiplantae; Streptophyta; Magnoliopsida; Solanales; Solanaceae. Gene Ontology annotation, molecular function: manganese ion binding. The record is from RefSeq and is a predicted model, not a curated record.
AACUCCUUACCAAACAAACAAUUGUUUCCAAAUUUAAUGAAAGUAGACUUUGCUAUAACAAUGAGCAUGAGCUGGUUAAUAACAACUUUAGUAGCCAUUGCUGCUUUUUUUUCUUCCCAAUUAGCUUAUGCCUAUGAUCUCAAUCCUCUACAAGACAUAUGUGUUGGAGUUAAAGACACUAACGCUUCUGUUUUCGUGAAUGGAAAGAUUUGCAAAGACCCAAAGCUAGCCACAACAGAUGAUUUCUUUGCUUCAGGACUUAACGUAAGUGGAAAUAUAGUUCGGGCUAAGUUUGGUUAUUCUGUAACUGUUGUGGAUGUAAACACAAUGCCUGGACUCAACACUCUUGGUAUUUCUUUCAUUCGUGCUGACAUUGAGCCACGUGGCCUUAUUCCACUACACACACACCAACGAGCUACUGAGCUCAUAACUAUAUUGGAAGGAACUAUUUAUGCUGGAUUUCUUCUCCCUGAUUCUCCAAACAUCUUUAAGAGUCGUCUCUUCUCGAAAAUUUUGAAUCCUGGCGACGUGUUUGUGAUCCCACAGGGGCUUAUACAUUUCCAGUAUAACGUGGGAAACAAAAAGGCUACAGUACUCGCUUCUUUCAACAGUCAAAAUCCUGGAUUUGUCAUGAUUCUUAAUUCAAUCUUUGCUUCGGAUCCGCCUAUUCUCGAUGAUGUUCUUGCCAAAGCUUUUCAGCUUGAUAAGAAAGUGAUUAAACAACUCCAAAAAAAGUUCUCUGAUUAGUGUAUUACUAUCACUGUGUUUUCCAAAAGUUGUGUGCGACUGCUCACUGGCGAUUUGUAAUAAGUGCUGGAAAACUUUUCUCUAAGUUUAACACUGUUUGUUGUAUUUGUCCAUCCGUUUAAUGUAAAUUUAAAAUAUUUGAAGAAUCUCUGUAGAUCUGUAACCAGUAGAUUCUU